CUCGGUUUUUAGCCUCCAAAGUCAAAUCACAUGAUGCAUAUUUUGUCAUAUGACACCGAUGAGAGGACUGAUUCCACUGCGCACCCACUAAUCUGAGAAAACAAAGGCGAGACGCAGCCACUUGUCAGGGAUGAGAUGCUGUAGACAAACACUGUUCGGUGGUGGUGCUCGUUAAUCUGGAGGAUGGACCGUCGGGGAGUUCUGCCUGCCAUAACCGCGGCUUGUUUCUUUGGCGUGGUGGUGAGCCAGACCACUCUUACUCCUGCCGUGAUAAACACCACUUUCAUCGAGAAUGCAACCGGUGUGACUCCAACACCCGUGAUUUUCAGCAGCACAACCCCAGGCUGCUUUGCGCUCAAUGUUUCUAACUGUGAACCUUGUGCACCAGGAUCACAAUAUGACAACAACACACUCAUGUGCACAUGUUGCCCCGACCCUGGGCUGUGUAUAUUUCCUGGAGCAUGUCUGCCAUGCAAGAAGGGAUUUUAUCAGCCACUAGCAGGACAGCAGCAAUGUCUGCCCUGCAGUCAGGGCUUCUACACCAAUUUCACUGGAAGUCCACUUUGUCACCCUUGCCCAGCUGGGUCAUUCAACAACAACACUGGUGGAGAAAGUUGCACAAGUUGUUUACCAGGUUUCUUUUCAUCGCAGCACAGCUCUACUUCUUGUACACCAUGUGCACUGGGAAGUUUCUGCAACUUGUCUGGCUGCACGCAGUGCCAGAUGUGUCCCGGAGGAACAGAAGCUCUUCAGACUGCCGCCAAAAGCUGCACACCAUGUCGGCCAGGCAUGCACAAGGCUCCCCAUCAAACCAUGUGUCAGAUCUGCAGCAGCGGCUUUUUUCAAAUUCACUGGGGCCAGGAAAACUGUGAUAUCUGUCCAGAGAAUCACUACUGUCCUAGUCCUGAUGUGAACCCCAUCCAGUGUCCGAAUGAUGCUUUCUGUCCAGAGGGCAGCUUGGCUCCAGGCUACUGCAUGGAAACUUUCUUCCGCAAAGCCGGGGACACUUGUGAACUGGCUCCUGUUACUAUCGCAUUGUUGGUUAUCGGAGGUGGAGUCGCCUUACUCUUCAUUGUUUUAAUGGUGCUGCGUCGACGGAGAGACACAGAUGGAGAGCUGACAUUAGCCCGAACCCCACUGUUACACAAAGAACGACCUCAGGGUCGAUACUACGGGCUGCCUUGUGACACAGAGCCUGUGUAUGCUGGCUGGUGAGCUGUUAAAGCUAAACAAACUGAGAACGGAGGACUGAUCCUACAAUCCUGAUCUGGUGCCUUGAGACUACUUUUAUUAUCCACCAGCCUUUUUAAUGAGGUACAUAUGAAAAUAUUAUUGGACAAACAGAAGUUAAUUGUUCUGUGAAUUCUUAUGGUCUGACAUUGUUAUAACUGUUCCACUCAGACACAAAUGCUCCUUUUGUAAAGUAGGUUAUUGGAUUAUAAAAAGGUAAUCUGAAAUGGUGAAAAUGACAUAAAACCUCAACUUGGUGGGAAACUGUUUCUCUUAUUAAAAGCACUUUUUUUAUUAAAGUAAUUAAUUUACUUUGCAUUCAUGUGUGUGUGUUCACGCAUUAACUUGUUGCUCAGUGACAGAGAUGUAAACUGGCCUUGUGUUUUUAAUGCAUUUGAAUAUUGUGUGUGUAAUAUUGUUUGUAGUUUCAUGAAAAAAAUUGCUUAGUAGUUUAUCUGCUUUUUUAAAAUUAUAUUUGUAUGUUUUGAAGGCAAAUAAAAAAAUCACAUUUCUAAUUCUUCUAUUACAAGAGAAAUUUUAAUUAAACAAAGAAAGAAAUAUUUAAUAAUAUUUUUCCAUUCCACAAUUUAAAUGAAAUUUGUGGGCCUGUUUUUUUUUUUUUUUUUUUUUUUGUUUGCUUAAUUCAGUAAAACAGCAUUUUAGUCCCUUUCCACACUCUGAUAAUAAUGUUUGAACAAAUAAUCCAGAAACAUACAGUAGGCCAUGGCUUGUAUAUUGGAUUGUAUAGAGAUAUGAUAUCUGGCUGUGCUCACUGAGCCUGACUAACAUUAAGUGUAAAGUAUGAAUGUGUUGUUUCCUUAAUUACGUAUUUUUAUUUUGUUAAGCCCAGAGAGGAUGAAACUGCUAAGCUGUAAAUCUUUCAACAGUAAUUUUUCAUUAGUUUUUCAACAAGGAGCUUCCAACAUCAGGAGCUUAAAGCUGUUUGAAUAAAUAAAACAAAUAGCAAAACUAUCAAUUUGACCACUGUUAUGGAAAUUUUGCACAUAUAGACAAAAUUUUAAAAGAUUUUGUACAAACAAAAUUUACUAAUUUAUUACAUGAAAAGAUGUCUUUCUUAGUUUACCAUGUAAAAAUAAUAAUAAAUAAAUUUGGAAUUGCUUUUAAAAGCAUGCUGGCUCUUUUUAAUUUCUCAAAUUUUUGCACAAUGUAUAGCAUGAGAAUUCAGUUUCAUAUUAAUUUUGCCUUGCAAUUGUAUUGAGAGAAAAUUGUAAAUUUGUUUUGUGAGUAAACAUUUUUACAUGUUAAAAUAUUUUUAAGAUGUAAGCGUUAAAAACAAUUUAUUAGACGUAGAUUAAAUGUUAUUUUAUUACAUUAUCAAAAGGAAAAUGCUGUCAUGAGUUGUAAUUUUGGAUUCCUGUUUAUACAAGUAAGUAUGUC
Messenger RNA from Melanotaenia boesemani (Boeseman's rainbowfish), 2628 nucleotides. RefSeq names its product proprotein convertase subtilisin/kexin type 5. Bases 184 to 1215 code for a protein of 343 amino acids. NCBI's taxonomy places the organism in Eukaryota, Metazoa, Chordata, Actinopteri, Atheriniformes, Melanotaeniidae. The record is from RefSeq and is a predicted model, not a curated record. The transcript is spliced from 9 exons.